AAUAAUAAUAAUAAUAAUAAUAACUGAGAUAGAGAAUAAAAGGAAUAGAGGGAGGAGAGGAGCCGGAAGAUAAUUCUUUGUAGAAUAGAUAGACACAAUAACAGGAGAGAAAGAAAGGGAGAAAAAAUAAAAAGAAAAACCACCAAAAUUUCUGAAAUAGCUAUAAUUAAUUCUCUUAUCAUCAUCGGAUCUUAUCUUCUGUUUUUCUAAUGGAUCCAUUUGAUUUGAUUCGCAAAGGUUUUGGAUAAAGCCUACUGCAACUCAGGAGGGUUAUUCUUUGUGUCAGUCUCUUUUUAUGCAUGUAGACAUCCUUUUCUUUUUUUCUUUCAUUCCAUUUUAGUAAAGAAAUGAACUUAUCCAAGAAAGGUUCUUUAACCAACGAUACAAAGCUUAGUCUUCCAAACAAGGCAACAACCUUGAACCCAAAUGCUGCAGAGUUUGUCCCCUUUUCCCUCAGAUCAUCCUCUUCUCCAUCUGGAAGCACCUCAAACACGACAGAUGCUGCAACAAAACUCGCUACUUCUGGAACUGUAGGGAAAUCAGUUCUUGAUCGAUCAGAAUCAUCUGUUUCUAAUGCUUCUGAUGACGAGGCCCAUCAAUUCUGGCGCCACCAGCUCCCAGAUGAUAUCACCCCUGAUUUUAAGGUCAUGAAUGAAGAUGAGUCUCAGGGACUUGGAGGGCUCUCUUUAGCAGGCUUGUCUUUACAUGACAGUAGUGAAGUGCCAAGAUUCCAUGCCUCCUCCAGAAGCGGAUAUGUCUUGACUGAGCAGCAGGAACCGUCACCACAUCAUAUCAAUGGUAGCAGCUUCAGUGAAAAUAUGAGAUAUGCUGUUGCUUCAUACGGGGAAGAUCCUACUUCAGCAAGUUUUUUGAACUUGCCAACUAAGCCCUGGGACAAGCAAAUUGCUAACAGUGAUCAACUUCUUAGCAAUGGUAGGGAGGUACAUCCAUACAAUGGAAAUUCUAGACAUGGGUUCAGAAGUGAAAUAUUAGGUGAGCAUGCAAUAGUGGAUGAUACUGAAAUAAACCCUUUGGAGUUUUUGGCUUCACAAUUCCCUGGGUUUGCUGCUGAAAGCCUGGCGGAAGUUUAUUUUGCAAAUGCCUGUGACUUAAAUCUCACUAUUGAGAUGCUCACUCAGUUAGAGCUCCAAGUUGAUGGUGGUUUCAAUCAGACUACGAACUCGAAGACUGUGUCAGCUCCCACCAAUCUCAGUGCACUGGACUUUCCAGCACUUACGGUGCCAGAUAAUCAGAAUGGUCCUUCAAAAUAUGCUGGAGAUGAUCUUCAGCAAGCUGGCAUUCCUUAUCGAUCUUCUAACAAAGACAACAUGCUUGUAUUCAAGUCUGGUGCUUCCUUUUCAUCUAGAGGUGCUGUGGAUUUUGCAUCAGCUGUCAGGAAAUUGGCUUCUCAAGAUUCUAGUAUGUGGAACCAUGACAGAAAUGGUUCUGCUGAUUCAACUGUUGGCUCAAGCAGAAGUUCCCAUGUUUUGGCUAGUGCUUAUAGUGGUGGUCAUGGGAGAGGCAUUUAUGCAGAUAGGUCGCAAAGUCGUGGGUCAGGUCAAGCAGCUCCUGUCUGGCUUGAAACUGGAGAAGCAGUGGCAAGCAUGUAUUCUGAGAUGCGGGAAGAAGCUCGUGAUCAUGCACGUAUAAGGAAUGCAUACCUUGAACAGGCACGUCAAGCUUACCUCAUUGGAAAUAAGGCUCUGGCGAAGGAAUUGAGUGCCAAAGGACAACUGCACAAUAUGCAUAUGAAGGAAGCUCAUGGAAAAGCUCAAGAAUCCAUUUAUCGCCAGAGGAAUCCAGCUAGUCUAGAGAUGCAGGGAACUGGGAGAGGGCAUGAACGAAUGAUAGACCUUCAUGGGCUGCAUGUAACUGAAGCCAUUCAUGUGCUAAAGCACGAGUUGAGUAUUCUGAGGAGCACAGCACGGGCAGCAGAUCAGCGUUUGCAGGUUUAUAUAUGUGUUGGAACAGGCCAUCACACUAGGGGUGCUCGCACUCCUGCAAGACUUCCAGUUGCUGUACAGCGAUACCUGCUCGAAGAAGAGGGCCUCGACUACACUGAACCACAGCCAGGGCUGCUUCGAGUAGUGAUGUAUUGAACCAGCGUCACAGCAGCAUGAUGAGGUAUAGGAGUUUUUUGACACAAUGCAAAACCCAAGCCAUAGUCAUCAAAUCAUUCUUGUAUCUGUAUAUGGAAGAUAUUGAAGAGAAAGUAGUUGAAAGCCUGAAAAAAUAAAAAAAGAGAAAACAUGUGAAGUUAGGGAAAAGGUGAAAAAAAGGGAGCAGAAGUGUAUCAUUAAGGUGUUAACAGGUUGACAGCAGAAUUACAUUUUGGUAGCGAUCAGGGAACCUACAUGAGCCGAACUUUUGCAGCUCGUUGCAUUUUGUUAAUUUUGUAACUUAUUUUUCUGUCACAGUUUUUUUUUUCCUCUUCUUUUUCCCAGAUGUAACUGAUAGAAUUGAAUUACAUGAUAGUGCAAUUCGUCAAGUA
Molecule: messenger RNA, 2491 nt
Organism: Populus trichocarpa (black cottonwood)
Lineage: Eukaryota; Viridiplantae; Streptophyta; Magnoliopsida; Malpighiales; Salicaceae
Product: polyadenylate-binding protein-interacting protein 7
Exons: 6
Coding region: 348-2099 (583 amino acids)
Source: RefSeq, a predicted model, not a curated record